AGUGGUUUCACUCUUUCUUUGUAUCAUGUCAACCACCAGGCUGACUUCCUUGGCCUCACGGCCCACAGUAGACUGCAUAGUCUAGCGACCGCUCCAAGUAUUCUCUCGGCUCGAUUGUCCUCGACCUCCUGAAUCGCCCUCUCCUGCCGUUCAGUGUCCUCAACCUCACCUUACAUCCUACCCCAAGUUACCGCCGGACCCUUUCGAUCGGGACAAGAUGGUCAGAAAUAUUGUCGUAUUCGGGGGUUCAUCCCAUCCAACCCUGACGGAAACCAUCUGUGAGAUCCUCGGUAUUGCGCCUGGCCAAGCUCUCUUCUCGAAAUUCGCUGUUGGCGAGACCAGAGUCGAGAUAGGCGAGUCAGUCCGAGGAAAAGAUGUCUAUAUCAUACAGUCUGGUGGGGGCAAGGUGAACGACCAUUUUGUCGAGCUUCUUAUUGCCAUUUCAGCAUGCAAGACGGCCUCUGCGAAGAAGGUCACCGCUGUACUUCCACUCUUCCCAUAUUCUCGACAGUCCGACAUACCCUACAACAAGAGCGGUGCGCCGCUAGUCAAGGCGUCGAAUACGGCCAAUAAGCUGGUUCCCGAUACAAACGGCUACACAUUUGACAGCAUUCCACCUACCCCACAUCCAGACAAGACCGAGAGCCAGGGCCUUGCGAAUGGACAUCCCUUGCACAAAGCGACGUCAAAAUCACAGCUGGAUGAUGUAGAGAACAGCCCUACCUACCAGGCCCGCUUCAGCCACUAUCGUGAUCGUGACACAAGCUCACAUUCAUCUACCAAGUCAGAAUACUUUCCAGUCCAACGAAAGCGAGGAGACUCCUCAGCAUCCGCCACCAACGGCGUUGCCAAUUACGAUUUUGCUCCACCCCCGAAGAUGGACCCGCAGGAGAGCUUCAAACCUCGCCCGGGCUACCGGCAAUGGGUUGCGCAGGCAGGUACUCUUGUGGCAGAUCUCCUGACCUGCGCUGGCGCAGACCACAUUAUUACGAUGGAUCUCCACGAUCCUCAGUACCAAGGGUUCUUUGAUAUUCCUGUUGACAAUCUCUAUGGGCGGCCGAUUCUGAAGAAGUAUAUCCAGCAAAACAUUCCAGACUACAGAAAUGGAGUGGUCGUUAGUCCCGACGCUGGAGGCGCCAAACGAGCAACCGCAAUCGCCGACUCUUUGGGAAUCGAGUUCGCUCUGAUCCAUAAAGAACGCAGACCUACCAAGAUCACGGAUCGGCAGAAUGCGACCAUGAUGCUCGUUGGCGACGUCACUGGCAAAGUCGCCAUUCUCAUCGACGACUUGGCCGAUACGAGCAACACUAUAACCAGAGCCGCGAAACUACUGAAGAAAGAAGGCGCCAGCAAAGUCUAUGCAUUGGUGACUCAUGGCGUUUUGAGUGGAGAUGCAAUCGAAAGAAUUAAUGCCAGCGCAUUGGACAAGGUUAUCGUCACGAACACUGUGGAUCAGUCUCAUCAUGUUAGGAGAUGCCCCAAGCUCGAAGUGCUUGAGGUUGGCCACGUCUUUGCCGAGGCAAUUCGACGGGUGCAUUAUGGCGAGAGCAUCAGCGUGCUGUUUCAGUAUGAUUAAUGACCACGGCGAGAAUCCUUUGCAAGACCAGUUACUCGUACGCUCUCCAAGCUUGUUGGCACUCGUGCGGCUGUUCCGAGCAACUCCUUAUGGUCUGUUAGAUUGUCGCCGAUACGUGCCUUGAACGCCAUCUCAUUUACCUGUUUCAACAUUCGAAGAUCGAGUCUCGCACGCGCGAACACAAAAUCAGAAACCCCCCAAAAACAACGGAAAACGGAGACAACGUACAAAAAUACACAGCAGAAGUGCCUUGAACCAAGUGCUGGAGAGGUCUUCACUAGGUGGGUGGCGUCCUUCCAGGAUCGGAAUCAUGCAUUCUUUCGAAGCACAGAGGGCACGCGGCCGGAAGAGUGUGGAAUAUCUCAUUGCGGCUUUUUCGUCCAACUAGCUAUCCGACAGGAUAAUCUGCCCAAGAUGGUACUGAAUAUUGGAAGACAGGGAGAGAUGGGUACCGUCUUUGAGGGAUUUGCACUGCGUGAGAAUUUUCUGAGAGAGGCCAAAUCUUCCGCUUGCAGGCGUACUGAAUAAAGACUAAACCCGUGUAAUCCCCAAUAUACUCCCUCGCAAUGCAAGAUUAAACAUGAAGGAACAUGCACACAUCACGCGUGAGUAUCAUUUUCG
Messenger RNA from Cladophialophora immunda, 2197 nucleotides. RefSeq lists its product as uncharacterized. Gene Ontology annotation, cellular component: ribose phosphate diphosphokinase complex; cytoplasm. The transcript is spliced from 2 exons. The record is from RefSeq and is a predicted model, not a curated record. Gene Ontology annotation, biological process: purine nucleotide biosynthetic process; 5-phosphoribose 1-diphosphate biosynthetic process. Lineage: Eukaryota; Fungi; Ascomycota; Eurotiomycetes; Chaetothyriales; Herpotrichiellaceae. Gene Ontology annotation, molecular function: magnesium ion binding; ribose phosphate diphosphokinase activity. The coding region runs from base 218 to 1576 and encodes 452 amino acids.